GGAAAAGGCAUUGUGAAAGGUAAAUCCAGAAAUUCGAUGUUUACUUCCGAUGGCAUGCACAUUAAGGGAGAAAAGCCCAAUAAAGAAGACAAAGUAGCGUAACAUUCAUUUUAUUGAUGGCGACAAAUACAUGUCAUGUAUCAAUAAAGCAGUCAGGUAAAAGCAUCCAAUCUAAGUCUCUUAACCAUGUUUUGGGCAGCCUGGAUGAGAUUCAUGUGCAGCCAUACAAAGUAUUUGUCAAAGAGGAGCAGAAGAAGUUGCAUGAGCAUUGGUUGCAAUUGGUGAUCAAAGACCUCCCUGUAGCAUGUGCAAACAGGAUGCAGAGACAGAUACAAAGAGAUGUAAUGAGGAAUUCUUUGGUGGAAGAGAUGAAGGACAAAUCAAGUCCACUCUUUGAAGUUUGUAAUACUGUUUCCUUCUGAUGGAUCAAGAUGAGGAUGAUAUAAGCCCAGUAGAGGACCCGAAUGAGGAUGUGAGCUCAGGAGGCAAACUUCAGGAUCAAAACGAGGAUAGUAUAAGCCCAGUAGAGGAUCAGCAUGAAGGUGUGAGCUCAGGGAGUGAACUUCAGGAUCAAGAUGAGGAUAAUGUAAGCCCAGUUGAGAAUCAGAAUGAAGAUGUGAGUUCCGGGGGCGAACUUCACGAUCAAGAUGAGGAUAACAUGAGCUCAGAGGAGGAGCUUCAAAAUGUGGUGGAGGAUGGAAGAGAUCUAAAUGAUCUGUCUAGCAUGAA
Messenger RNA from Vicia villosa (hairy vetch), 729 nucleotides. RefSeq lists its product as uncharacterized. The coding region runs from base 117 to 422 and encodes 101 amino acids. The transcript is spliced from 2 exons. The record is from RefSeq and is a predicted model, not a curated record. Lineage: Eukaryota; Viridiplantae; Streptophyta; Magnoliopsida; Fabales; Fabaceae. Gene Ontology annotation, cellular component: Ino80 complex.